Molecule: messenger RNA, 1662 nt
Organism: Xenia sp. Carnegie-2017
Lineage: Eukaryota; Metazoa; Cnidaria; Anthozoa; Malacalcyonacea; Xeniidae
Exons: 4
Source: RefSeq, a predicted model, not a curated record
GCCUGGGCCACACUAUCGUCUAUAUUGACAAAAACGAAAACGAAACGAAAUGAUAUAUGAUCAUGAUAUCAAGAAAUAUUCCUUCCACCUAAUAAAACGCAAGAAAAACUGUGGCAGGACUGUAGGAUGAUUGUUAAUUUGGAGAUCAUAUUAUGGAACAACAUUAUGUCUGUCUUGAGCUCAGACAUGACAUAUAAUGGUUUUAAGUUGAUGAGAUUAAUUGUUGAUGUUGGUGGAGAAGCUUUAAGAAUAACAUUGAGGAAACAACUGUCAGGGAGCAACAUUAUGUCUGUCUUGAGCUCAGACAUGAAAACUAAUGGUUUUAAGUUGAUGAGAUUAAUUGUUGAUGUUGGUGGAGAAGCUUUAAGAAUAACAUUGAGGAAACAACUGUCAGGUACUGAUUUAUUUUAUGUUUUAAAUAAGACAGAAAAUUAUAAUAAGCUUUUGUUGCUAAAAGAUAAGCAAAUUAUAAAGCAACAUCAAUGGGAUCUACUGUAUCCUUCUCCUCCAAUAUUACCAAAUGAAAAUAAGUUUGACAUUACUUUACUUUGUAUUCUCCUGCGUAAUAUUUGUGGUUUAAAACCACCUCGUGAUCCAAUAUGGCAAAACAUGCCUAAUGUCACUGAUUGUUCAACUGAAGCAGAUAUUACCCGUAUCAGGUUAUUUCGUAAUGAUCGUUUUGCUCACUUACCUGACACUUCAGUAAGCUGUGAUGAAUUUGAAAAUCAUUGGCUGGAUAUAAGUGAACCAUUAGUUCGUUUAGGAAUAAGUCAGGAAAAAAUAGAUAGAUUGAAAAAUGAGUUGUUUGGUAAUGAAGAAUGUGAAAGAAUUUUGAGAGAAUGGGAUAGAUUAAAGAGCGAUUUAACUGAUAUUAAAACUGAUCAGAGAGGUAUUAAGAGAACAGUGGAGGGUAUAGAGAAAGAUUUACAACAGGUAAAAGAUAGUGUCACAGUAAUUAAAGACGAAGUACAUGAAAUACGACAUCACCCUCACUUAGGUUCAGAAGAAGAUAUUUUGACAAAAAACCUUGUUAGCUGUAACUUUGAAAGUGAAAUUAGGCAUCAUUAUGAAAAAUUUUUAGAGGGAACACGGAAAUGGGUUUUUGAUGAGUUCUUAGCUUGGUUCGAAGACGACAGUUCUAAAAAUCGUGCAUUCGUUAUUUCUGCGGUUGCUGGAAUGGGUAAAUCUGUAGUUUCAGCUACUUUAUGUAAACGUUAUCCACAAUAUUUGACUGCAGUUCAUUUCUUUCAACACAACAACAGUCGUUACAAUAAAGCCAAUGUACUUCUUCAAUCUUUAGCUAUGCAAAUUAGUCGUAAGUUUCCUGCUUACAAACAACUUCUUGUGGAAAAACUUUCAAGUAAACUCUCUCAGCCUUUGAAUAACAUGAAUGUGGAAGGAUUAUUUUCCCUUCUUUUUACUGAGUUGUUUUAUAAUAUCUCAGAAGUUCCCAAGCGAAUGUUAGUUGUGCUUGAUGCUCUUGAUGAAUGUGGUUAUCCUGAAAGAGAUGACCUUGCUUAUUUGCUUGCUAAUCACUUACACAAACUUCCGCCUUAUUUUCGUUUUGUAAUUACAACCAGACCUAACGAAGUUGCUUUGAAUAAGUUCGAAAAAUUAAAUCCACUGUUCAUUAAUUGUAGCGAUGAUCGCAAUUUAGAGGAU